Messenger RNA from Leptopilina boulardi, 1039 nucleotides. RefSeq lists its product as uncharacterized. The transcript has 3 exons. The record is from RefSeq and is a predicted model, not a curated record. Lineage: Eukaryota; Metazoa; Arthropoda; Insecta; Hymenoptera; Figitidae. The coding region runs from base 66 to 791 and encodes 241 amino acids.
UGGAAAGUGUUUUUUUCAAACGUGACUUACCCUUCUUCCAUCAUUAUAGUUCUAGACUUGUUUAUAUGAUCCAUAAUAACCUAGAAUUAGCACAUGGACAACAAAAAACUAAAAACAAACAUAUAAAAGAAUACAAAAUGAGUUCCCAAAGAGGAAAUGCAAAACGAACAAGGCCUCAAAAAUAUCAAAAUCGUCAUGUUUUCAAAAAUGAUCUUCAUGAUAAAUCGCAAAAAACAAAAACAAUAAAUAGCAUACAAGUUAAUAAUGUUUGUGAGAGAUGUAAAAAAAUAAUUGAAUGGAAAAUAAAAUACAAAAAAUUUAAGUGUCUCAAAACACCAGCAAAAUGUGCAAAAUGCGAACAAAAAGUUGUAAAACAUGCUUACCAUAUAAUGUGUGGAAAUUGUGCUAAAGAAAGAGAUGUCUGUCCAAAAUGUGGACUUAAAGCUGAAUUAAUUGAAGCACAACCAACUCCCGAAGAACAAUUGAAAUUGGAUGCUGAAUUACAAUUGAUGCUUAAGGAAUUACCUGAAAGAAAGAGAAGAACAUUUAUUCGUUACAUGAAUCAAAAAGUCAAGAAAACAUCUGCUGAAAACCAAACUGAAUUAAGUGAAUGCAACAAGGUUUCUGAUAAGACAGAAAAGGAAGAGAAAGACGAAGAAGGAGGAAGUAAGACAAUGCGAGAAGAUUUAUUAGAAAAAUUAAAAUCCUUGACUGUAAAGGAAGGCGUGAGUGACUGUAUUUCUGAUUUAGAUUAUAGUGAUGAUGAUGAUGAUUCCUUAGAAAAUAAUUAAUUCGAAAAUUACAAUUUACAAUAAAUGGUUUCUAUUUAUAAGUUUACCUCAUUCUUUAUUACUAGAUGAUUUUUUGGAGAAAUGUUAAGUUUGUUAUACUGUCAAGUAAGUUUUCUUGUUUUAUACAAUUAAAAGUGAAUCUUUAAACUGUUAAAAAAUAAUAAAAUACUAAAAAAAAAUAAAUUUAAAUCUCCUAAUGAAUUAUCAAUCUUGUUUUCUUGUUAUAAAUAAAAUGUAUUCAAAUAUAA